CCAGCUUUCGCUCUACCACAAUUUCUCAUCUUUCUGAUCCGUUGGGUCUAAGACUUCAGGGAUCCGCGCCAAUAGUUUCCCACUAGCUUCUGGCCAUUCCUAACCACAGAUUAGGCGAGAAUUCCGCCUUCCAAUCAUGGAGUGCGUCCACGUGCGAACAUCGGUCAAUACACAACCGCUGCCACCGCUAUUAUCACCUCCACGUCUGGCCAGUCUAAGGAUACCUGACUUCGUCAUCCGCUGUCAUUCCGGCAUCCAUUGUCACGCGCCAUCCUUAUCGUUUCGGCAUCGCGUAAGAGUGCCGUCGCGGCGUCGGCAAUUGACCAUCCGGCGAGCAACGGAAGGGUGGAGUGGUGUAUGGAGCACAGCAGAUAGUGGCGACUGGACGCAAUUAGGCGGGUUUCAAGCGGGCGAUCAGGCGGGCAAUCAGGCGAAUUUCGCGGACAGUGGCCGGUGGGGUCGCAGCUCCGCGGAGUCGCAUUCAGCGGCUGGCCGUUCCAGCGGCUUUCCCGAUGGCGACACGAAUCAUUCUCAAGAAAGGCGCUCCCCUGGGAAGUUUCAUCCUCUUCCCCCUCCUCCUCCAAUUCCCCCGGUCUCUACAUCUCAUUCCGCAUCAUUGUCAGCUCACGACGCGUCACCUUCACCUGCUCUGGAUCCGACCAGCCUCAUGCGCGUCCUCGCGUUAUCCAUGGCUGCGCGCACCGCCAUCGUCGCUGCGGCGGGCUCCUUGAAGGCUGACGCCGCUGGUCCUUCUGCCGCCUCCUUAGAAUCUCCGGAUCCCAGCGCUUCCUCGCUCAAACAUCCUGCGCCUCUCCCACACCAGCCUGCUGCCUCCUUGCAACACCCGGAUCCGUUUGUGCCACCCCAGUCGCUCCAAAAACAGCAGCAGCAGCAGCAGCAGCAGCCGCAGCAGCAGCAGCAGCAACAGCAGCAGCAGCAGCAGCAGCAGCAGCAGCAGCAGCAGCAGCAGGAGUACGGAGGCAGGUGGGGAGAAAGGAGGAGGGAGGAUGGGUGGGGAACGGCAGGAAGCGGUUACGGUGGAUUGGGGUUUACGAGUGGUCCUAACGGGCGGGAAACGGUUACAGCGGGAAGAGGUUCAAAGCAGCAGCAGGCGGGUUUGGGCAUGAGAGCGUCCUUUGAGGCGCCUCUAGCUACAGCCACGGGGGUGAGAGCGUCUUUUGAAGUGCCUCAGAACACAGCCGUAGGGGUGAGAGCUUCCUUUGAGGCGCCGCAGAGUACGGCAAUGGGCGCGAGAGCGCUACUGGCGCAAAGAAUGGGUUGGGACGGGGACGGCAGGGGGAGGGGGCGAGGCAGGGGCGGGCGGACGGGCAGGGAGAUGCCGCUAGGCGUGGCUAGUGCGAUGAGGGGAAGGGGAGAGGCGCAGGCAGGGGGAUGGGGAGGUGGGGGAGGGGAGGUGGAGGGCGGGUGGGGAGGAGCAAGGAGAGGGGGCGGAGGGGAAAGUCUGGGGGGGUGGGAUGCGGGGGUGGCGCGAGGGGGAGGGGGGGAAAGGGGAGGGGAAAGGGGAGGGGAGAGGGGAGGGGAGAGGGGGGGAGAGAGGGGGGGAGAAAGGGAAGGGGAGAGGGGAGGAGAGAGGGGGGGAGAAAUGGGAGGGGAGAGGGGAGGAGAGAGGGGAGGAGAGAGGGGGGGAGAUUGGGUUGCACAGGCGCUAGGAGGGAUUGGGGGAAGGGGGAGUGGCAGAAGUGGAGAGCGGAACGGGAGGGAAAGGGAAGAAUGGGACUUUAACGAUGGGAACUUAACCGAUGGGCAAGGCGGCUGGAAGGCGGAUAGUGAGGGGGAUUGGGAACGGGAAGGAAGGGAGGGAUCCCGUGGAGAGAGGGGGGGGAGGUCUGGGCAGGAAGAGGGAGAGGUAUGGGAAGAGAGAAUGAAGCAACAGGCGGGAUGGGGAGGGGAGAAGGCACAAUGGAGAGGGGUUGGGCAGCCGAGUGGUGACUAUAACGAUGGCAGAGAUAGAAGGGUGCAGGGACUGGGGAGAAUGCAGGGAGAGGGGAGGGAUGGUGGCGUUUGGCAGAGCGGAAACACGCCGUCUGAUGUGAGGCAGGAGAGCGAUGGGAUAGAGAAAGAGGGGCAGUGGAGGGGUGAUGGGGAGGAAUGGAGGGAGGCAGGGGAAGGAGGGAGGGAAGAGAGGGAGCCAGGGGCGAGCUGGCCGGAUGGUGACAGCGGGGGAGGACGAGAUGGGACGUAUGGUGGAGGGUUGUACCGGGGAGGGGAGUACAGGGGAGGUGAUUAUACGGGAGGUGAUGUUAGGAGAGGGGAGGGCGGGAGUGAAGCGCGACGGCGGGCCAGUGCUGGUGAGGAGAGGAGGGGUGAGAUAUCAUGGGAGGGGAAAGGGGAGGACAGAGGGGAGGGCAACGCGAGUGAAAGGGGAUGGGAUGGGCGAAUGGUAGCAGGAGGAAGUGACCAAGAAAGUGGAGAGAGCAGAGGGCCAGUGGGAGAGGAGGAACCUUGGGAGUUCAACGCAUUACGGCAGCAGCAGCAGCAGGUGAUGAUGGGCGGGCAGAGAGGAGUGCAGCAGGAGGCACUAGGGGCAAGGGGUGGUGCUGGCAGCGCUGGUUUUGACAGACGGGCGGUGGAGGCUGGGGAGCAGAAUACACGGGCUGGCAGCACAGUCAGGCCAAGUUCAUCCUCGCCUGGAAGCGCCACCAGCGCCACCAGCGCCACCAGCGCCACCAGCGCCACCACCAGCAGUAGCAGCAACACCAGCAAGAGCGCCAGCAGCAGCAACGCCACCACAGCCACUCCAGCAGACCCUGGCACAUCUCUAUCCAUGCGCGAGCGCUUCAACCAGUACAUGGCCGAGGGGCAGACCCUCCUGCAGGAGGGCCGCGGGGGGCUACAGGGCCGCAUCGAGAUCGGCAUGGCAGAGGCGUUCCUGGAGCGCGCCACUGCGCUCUUUGAGCGCGCGUGCCAGCUGGACCCGGUCAGCGUGGUGGCCGUGGGGCAGCUGGGCAACGCACUGCUGGCGCAUGGGGAGGUGAAGCUGCGGACGGUGCAGCUGCUAAGGGCGCAGUCGCCCCUGGCAGGACUGCUGGGAGCGGGGGGCGCGGGGGGCGCGGCGGCAGCGGCGGCAACGGCGGGGGAAUACAGUCCUGCCGGCAGCAACGGCGGAGGUGGGAGCUCGAGUGCAAACAGCAGGGCUUUGGUGGCAGGAGUUGCAAUGGGUGCAGGCAGUGGAGGGGUGUUGACACUGCAGCAGGAGCAGGUGGCGCGGGAGGCGGCGGCAGUGAUGGACCGGCUGGCGGACGAGUGCGAGCAGCUGCUGGUGCAGGCCGGCCGGCAGUACCGCCAGGCGCUCUCCAUGGACAAGCGGGAUGCCAGGGCGCUCUUCAACUGGGGGCUGGCGCUGUGUUACCGGGGGCAGCUCGUUGCGGAGGAGGCGGGGGACAAUGAGGAGUACAAGGCGCUAGCGGACCGCAUGUUCUGUGCAGCGAUUGACAAGUUUGAGGUCAUGCUGUCCAUGACUGACCGGUGGCAUGCCAGUGCUCUCCUCAACUGGGCUCUCGCCCUCAGAGACCGCUCCCGCCUGCGCCCUCUCUCUUCUGUCUCCCGCCUGCGCUUAACCCAAGAGGCCCUGCAGCUGCUGCGGCAGGCCGCUAAGAGAGACUCUCCGCUAAGCGACGGGUCGCCCAGAGACCCCACGUUCGCAGAAGUGCGGAAUGCCAUGGUGCUGUGUGAAGCUGAGGUGGCGAAACUGAAGGAGACGGUGGGGAGGGGUGCAGAUGGAAGGGGGAGAGGGGGACGGGAUAUUGGAGGGAGUAGAGCGCUGAGGCCUGGCAAUGAUAAGAACAUGUCAGGUUGGUAGACAUGGGAGCUGCUGCAUAGCCAUCUGCUCUGCAAGGUGAUUGAUUGUGGUCAAACUGGGCACGUUCAGUGUGUGACAAUUGGUGAUGGAUGUACAUCAGGAAAAUUGGCAUCCGAAUUGGCAAGGGCAUGGGAGUCUAUUGAGUGGCAUGGCACAUGGUAGAAUGAGUCGUCACUGCACACAAAACAUUGUUGGGACGAUAUAGACAAACCUAUCCAUUUGCUUGAGGUUCCUAGAGCUAACUCUAUCAUCAGGACUAGGGGCAGGUCAUGCCCAUAUAUGCUUAGCUAAUUUGGUAUUAGGCA
Closterium sp. NIES-67 is the source of this 4125-nucleotide messenger RNA. The record is from the annotation of a GenBank genome assembly. NCBI's taxonomy places the organism in Eukaryota, Viridiplantae, Streptophyta, Zygnematophyceae, Desmidiales, Closteriaceae.